Messenger RNA from Penicillium manginii, 381 nucleotides. RefSeq names its product ankyrin repeat domain-containing protein. NCBI's taxonomy places the organism in Eukaryota, Fungi, Ascomycota, Eurotiomycetes, Eurotiales, Aspergillaceae. Gene Ontology annotation, molecular function: protein binding. The transcript has 2 exons. Bases 1 to 381 code for a protein of 126 amino acids. The record is from RefSeq and is a predicted model, not a curated record.
AUGAGAGGUGCCAUAUCUUGGUCAUGUGUCGCAUACCACCAGCAUGAUACGCUAGGAAAUGAAUCCUCCCGACCCUGGAUCAUUCAUUGCAUCUAUGGUAAUGCUCUCCAUGCUACCUCAUCAGAAGGCCAUCAAGAAAUUAUCAAAUUACUCCUAGAUCAGGGAGCAGAUAUCAAUGUGCAGGGCGGCUUUUAUGGCAAUGCUCUCCAGGCUGCCUCAUUGACAGGCCAUCAGGAGAUUGUCAAAUUACUCCUAGAACAGGGAGCAGACAUCAAUACGCAGGGUGGCUUCUAUGGCAAUGCUCUCCAGGCCGCCUCGUCAAAAGGCCAUCAGGAGACUGUCAAAAUCCUUCAACAAAGGGGCACCAUACAUCGUCUUUAA